AAACCUGGAUGGGUAUCAGUCCAUCUCUCCCAACUCUGUGUGACUGCACAAACAGUUGGAGAAGCGCAGUUAAAAGGUAGAUGAGUCACAGCAGGGCUGCCAUGAGAAGCAGUGUUUGCUGAGGUGUGCCCUUGGAGUUGCAGCUCUGCAAUUUCUGUUCCCUGUGGGACCUCUCACAGAAGUAUUUUGCUUUGGUUAAUGGAGCAUUCUGGAUAACCUAUCUGAACUAAUAAAUCAUCUUAUGCAUUUUCUUCCAUUUUUAAAAGGCCUACUGUUUCUUGCUCAACAGGUUUUAACAUCAUUAGUGCUCUCAGCCAAAUUGCUCCCUUCUCUGCAUCCCUGGUAACUGAGAGUUUGCCUCCUGCUGGUCUUUAGAACUUGUUAGUUGAUUUUUGUUUUCAAUUCCUUCAUUCCUGCUGUUGGUAGCUCCCGCACUUGGUCUUGAAGUUUACAGCUAUGCUGCUAUCUCUUAAUUGCCUUCCUAUUCUUCUGUGAGGUUUCUUGUCCAUAAUUAUUAUAUCCCGUUCUGCUUAUUUUGCUUGAAAUACUCUGUUAAUGUAGAAAAAUGCACAUGUAUGAGAAGCCUUACUCCAGGAUAAAGUAAUUUUCACCACACGUGACCAGAUCACAUAUCGUGACCACAAUGUCCCACAGAUGCAACAAUUCUGUGAUGAAAAGAAUGUAAAUUAGAAAUAAACGUUCCUCAUGGACAGAUUUCUGCAGUGCUAUACUUGAGGGUGUUUCUUGAAUUCUGCUCUGGAGGGUCUGUCUCUGGCAUUGUUGGAUGAGCUGAUGUGGGAACUGCGAGCAUAGAGAGCUCCCGAGGUCUCAAACAAACAAGCUCAGAGAUAGAGAUGGAUACAGUGUUUGACCUAAGACCUUGGAGAAGGCUUGAAGCUUUAUCAUAGAGUAGUGAAACAGACACAAAAUAAGAAUAAAGAUUUGCAGUUUAAGCAGAACUAUGUUUUAAGCAAGUAGAAAUAUGCCUCAUGUAAGCAAAUAAAUAUGUUAAGAUAGUAGAAGACUUUCAAGUUUAACAAUAGAACUUGUAGAGUUGGUAAAAAGUAGAAGAUACAGCACAAAGUUUCUGUAGAGUUAUGAUUGGAUAGAAGAAGACUCAUUGCAGCAAAUGUGUAAAACAGCAAUUAGCAAUUAGCAAUUAUCAAGGUUAUGAAGAUGCUAGCGAGCUUUGUGGAAGUAGCUGAUUGGGUAAGAAAUUUAUAAAAGACAUUGGAACUGGAAUCAGAACAGCUUCUAAUGUGAUGGCUUUGAAUGUAACAACCUUACAGUCACACCCUUCCAUGAGACCAACUUUCACAAUAAACUAUCUUUUAAACACCUCUUCAGUCCUCCCUGCCUUUCUGUGUCCUGAACAAGCUGCUGAACUGAUUGUGCUCCUUUCAGGGUAGCAAUCUUCAAAGCUCUCCUGUUCCACCUCUGCAAGUUCCUUUCCUGACUUGUGACGCAAAGGACACAUAAUUCUUGUUUGUGGUUGUGCCUUACCUGCUCCUUUUCUUUUGCAGUGCCUUUUCCUGCUUCCCAUCACUUUUCAGUCUGAGAGUGCUUCUGUUGUUUGACACUCCCAGUCUCUGCUUCCUUGCUGUCUCCCAGAGCAGUUGUUCUCUUGGAAAGGGCAGUCUGAAGGCAGCAGCUGUUCAGAGGCACUGCGUGGUGAUGGUUUGGACACACUGUGGAAUGGGGAGGUGCAGAUAUACUGACUGUGAGCAACUUACUCCUUGGUGCCUCAUCUCCUAAGGGAUUUCUCAGCUUUAAGGUGAGAACCCAAGGAAAAUCAUAUAGAGGGAAGUGUGAUCAAUCAAUAAUGAUACAUUAAAAGAGAUCUUGCUUAAAGUGAGUUGCUUAGGUAGGGCUGGCAGAAAUGCUGAGGAGAGUGGUGCAACUUUAGUCCUUCUGCUCUUCCUCAGGCACUUGGCUGAGGAUUAACAGAAGGUGCCUGUCUUGGUAUGAGGAUUUACAGCCUUCACCUUCCUCUGGGAGAAGGGGAUUUGUAUGGACUCUAAGAGAGUCCAGAGGUGGGUCUGUGUUCUCCCCUUUGCCUCUUCCUUUAAGAGCUAGUGCAUUUGAUUCCUCUAGCAAUCCAAUUUUCUUUUCCUCUUCUGUGCUGAUAUUUUAUUAAAUAUUAGCAAUGGGGAGGAGACCUGAAGAACCAGUCUCCCUUUCCUUGGCAUGAAUCCAACUCAUGUUGAGCUGUUUGCACUUGCUGAACUGAGGUUUGUGCAGCCAUUCUCUGCAAAUGGCUGUGAACACCUUCAGCUGGAGUGUCCAAGCCAGAUGGACGUGCAUUUGAAGCUUUGGCCCUGGAUUUACCCAAGGACAGCCAGGCACUGCUCUGUGCUGUAGUCGUGCUCUGUCCUGAGUUCUCUGGGGAUUUCACACUGACCAGAGCACCCCUAACAGAGCUCUGAGGAUUUAUUCUGAUUAUGGAGAGGUAAGGCUCUCUUGCAAGACUAGGUUACAGAAUCUUCCACAGUGGGAUCCUGAUUGUCUGGACAAUGUUUGUGCUUUAAAAAUGUCACUGGAUUUCCAGUCCCUCCCUGACUUCUGCCUUUGUGAUAUUGUGAGUUUGCAUUUGGCUUUUCAGUUUUGCACCUUCUUAUAAUUUAACACUUUUGUUUCUGUUAUUUGGCCUGACUUUGAGCUCUGCACAUCACCAGCAUGGCCCUGGGUGAAACAGGUGAUCUAGAUGGCAUAGGCAGGACUAACACCAAAAGGCAAACCUGUGGGACUAGACUAAGUGUCAGACUUGGUCAAGUACACUUUGAAACUGAUGACAUCCCUGCUUAGGAGGGGAAAGAUGCAGAAAGAUGAAAAAGAAACAGCACCAACUAUGGCCUGUAUCUUUACUCCUCUUUUUGAAGAUAAUAGGUUUUAGAGCUUAAAAUUGUCAUAUUUAGGGAAGCUACUCUAUCUAUUUUAGGUGGAAAUCUUGGAUGAAGACUAAGUACCUCUUCCACCAGGUUAGAACACCUUAUCUGGGUUUUCAGCACCAUACACAAAUACACACUUAAAGUUUAUGGGCAUUUUCCUUUAAUCCUUUGGGAUGUGAAAAAAAUAUAAUUGGUUGCAAGAACUUUCUCUUCUCUGUAGCCAAGAUCCUGAGGUCACAUGAUUGCAUUUCAAGAAACUUACCCAGCAGCUGGCACUGAGAUGAAUUAAUUAUUUUUUAAAGUAAGCCAGAGUCUCAGUUUGUGUGAAGUGAUGAUAACAGACAGCAUCACUUUCUGUAGGUGCAGCACCACUUUCUUAGGCAUGGCCUGAGCGCAGAGGGAAGAGAGAGGACCACCUGCUUGUCAGACUCCUGGCACAUUUUUUUGCUCUGUCUCCUCAGUUUGCCUGCCUGUAGAGCAGAGAUAAGUUUUCCCUGGAGGAAAAUCAUGUAUGUGAAGGGCUUUGAAGGUAAAAACCACUCUACACUCACUAUUGCAGUUAGCUUUACAUUAAACCAAAGCAUGUGGUGUUACCUAACCCUUUUAUGCUGUGUGUCUUUGAGCACUUCACACAUCAUAUGUAUAGCUAACAAAAAGGAAAGGUAUUGCUAAUUCUUGCAGUAAUAAAUUUUUUCCUUCAUACUUCAGUUGCUGCAGUCAUGUGAAAGACUUAGGAAGCAAGGGCCAGAGGGGAAAAUGUCAUCUUUUCCAUGAUUUAAUGACACUAAUUGCUGAGUUGAAUACUGGUGCACAAAUUUAAUUAGUAGUAAUGUCUCAGCAUUCUGUAGGGAGUCUCAUUUUAUUGAACACAUGACACAUUGUUUUGAUUUAGGUUAAAAAAUGUUUCCAGACAGACUUGUUGUAUUUUGUAGUGUUUAGUAAUGUGCAUUUUGAGAAAGUAAACAUAGCUUUAUCCUUCUAUUGAGAGUGUUUGCCUAUAGUAGAGAAUGUUUAUAUUUUCAAGUCAUCAAAUAUUGUCCAAACCUAUUGGAGCCAUUUUAUGUCAAUUGUAAAAUAGUGUAAUUGUGGUUUUCUAGGACUUCCAGGUCCGUUUAUGGAUGGUGUAGGGUUUGUACAGAGGCAUUAUGCCCAUAUUAGCCAACUGCAAUAGCUGGAGGAACAAUCAAGCUUUCAGAUAAUUUGUGUGCAUUAAAGAUUUUUGGAUUUUGGUGAGUUUUUUUUGUUUUGUUUUGUUUUUGGUGUUUUGUUGUUUGUUUGGUUUGGUUGGGCUUUGUGUCUUUUUUUCCCUUUUCAGUAUCAGAUGAUCCAAUAACUUUUAUUGCCCCUCACAGACAAAAGAGCAAAAGCCUCUGAAGUAGCACAAGUCAAGGACAGAAGUUACCAGCUCAUAAAAAACCAGUUCUGUGGGUACAGAACAAAGAAAUCCUGUAUGGACAUACUGGAAAGAGAAGACAUCUGUAAUCAGAAUUUGUUUGUGUAUAAGACCUAGCUGAUAAGGUUAAUGUAAUAUUCGGUUUUGUGGCUUGGAGCAGGAGGUCAGAAGUGGUAAGAUUGUAAAAAAUGGGGACCCCACAUCAAAAGAGGCUGCUCACUUGGACUGUCUUCUGGUGGCUGCCCUGAAAAUGGCUCUGCCUUUUCUGUGGGCCCCAAGGUCCAUCUGGGUAGUGCCCUGUGGCUUUUGCAGGACAUCAUGUCUUGCUGUCAAAAUAAGAAAGCACUGAAAACUCCUUGGAAACUAUGAAUACUUUCUCAUUUUUGUUUAGUUUUCCUUUGUCUGUUUAGCAGCUGAGGAGCAUUUUGGGAGUGCUGUGCCAGCUUUCCAUCCAAAGUUUUAUCUGACAAUGACCAAACCAAUGGCAGAUGAGAGAGAGGCCGUCGCAGCUGGAGCAGUAUCUUCAGAAUGACUGUACAAACUUGAACAAUGACCAAGCUGGAGAGGCUGAUUCAGUAUACCCCUUACUACCUCCAGCUCCUAAAGACAAAUGCUGUGGUUCUUACAAGAAGCCACUACCAAGAGCAGACCUUGUGACUGUGUUGUGUGUUCUCCUUUUUCAUCAGGAGAAAGACAGUGUGAGCAGACUGCACUGUUUCCUCCUUUUGUUUUAUGAUACAUUUAAGAUCCAAAUGCAGAGAGCAUUUUUGGACGUUUACCUUGCUGAUGGCAGCAAUAUUAGACUUUACAUCCAGACAUCAGACACAGCAGAAAGAAUAUUACAGUGGUGAAAAAAGUGUCAGAACUUGAACUUCCUUAUGUGAGACUUCAGAGCAUGAAGGAUUUGCACUGUAAGCUUGGGAUCAGAAAGUGUGAGUUGUAUUGAUUGCAGCAGAUGAAUGAAUGGAGUGGAAGAGGAAGAACAGACCGUGUCUUUUGGUGGCAGUAAGGAAAGCUGAAAAAUUCAAACAACCAUUCAACAGAAGAAUGUCUUCAUGUUUUAUUACUUUUUUUCCCUUGGCUUGGAAAAGUUGUAUGGAUCCUUCUCUCAAUACACGGCUGAUGGAUUGUAGAAUUUCACUGAACUUGCUACACACACAGGCAGUCCAGGAAGUUAAGAGGAAUUGGGUUAAAGCAACAGAUGAGCAGAUGCAGGAACUUCAAUUUCUACAAAAAUGUAAACAAAGCAAAGUUCCCAAUGGAGAUUUGAGAAAUGCAGUUCUGUGGUACAUACAGCUUCUUGUUUGAUCAUUUUGUGACUAUCCAGAAGAAAGCUGCCCAGCUGACACCCAUGUUGCCAAUGAUGAGAUUAGCUACUGCAUGACAUUGCCUGCUAACCACAUUGGAGGUCAGCUUUAAAAUCAACAGGUGAAGAAUUUGGCAGGCUACUUUUCUUGGUAUACAAAGGAUGCCAAAGAAGACACACUGGAGCUCCAUUUGAGUACAAUGACUCAGGCACAUGAAACGAGAUCAUUUUGUACACAAAACAGGUUUUUUUCUCAAUCCUUUCAGGAAAGGGUCAGAGUAAAAUAUAAUCUUACAGGGUUAGUCAUGCUGAGGCUGGGCCAUAAGGAACUGUAGCUGGUUUGUUGCACUAUAAAGAUGUUAAGAACAGGGUAAAAUUAACUGAGUCAGGAAAAUGAUGGUUCAGUAGUUAGGGAUUGUAAUUUUCUCCUGGAGAAGGAAUGGAAGAAUCAAGUAUGCAAUUUUGAAAAAAAGCAGAAAGUUCUCUGGUUUGUCCUCUUUAAACCUUUGUGUUCAGUAGCUGCUAAAGAAAAUAGUACCAGAAGAGAUGGUGAAGGCAGCCAAAGGCCAAGAAAUGGCGAGCAGGUGUGUUGGUACAGGAAUUUGUAUUUAGUAUGAGAUAAAGCUGCUACUCCAUCACUCUUACAGCUGUGCUGAGAGAAGAACCAUUGAGGAAAAGUAUCUUGCACAUUCCAAAAUUUCAGUCCAGAAUGAAUCGACUAAAAAGCACAUCUUUGCUCAGUUUUACUGAAAUAUGUUAGAAGGUUUAUUAUCACAGCUUUAGUAAUAUGUUUUACAUUCUCUCGCCUUGACUUAGACUUUUUCUGAGUAUGAUAGAGGAUAUAGAUGGUAUCAUUUUUUGUAUGUUCUGUGCUACCCUGUUGUAUCCAUUUCUGCCUUUCAAUUUUUCCCUGCUUCACUUGCUUGCUCCAUCUGCUGCAAUGUUAGACCAAAUGAGACCUGUGACAUUCACACAGAGAAGUUUUUUUUUUAUUUUAAAUAGAAGUGUUAAUAAACUAAAAGUCUGA
Passer domesticus (house sparrow) is the source of this 6614-nucleotide messenger RNA. RefSeq lists its product as uncharacterized. Bases 4770 to 5132 code for a protein of 120 amino acids. The record is from RefSeq and is a predicted model, not a curated record. The transcript is spliced from 10 exons. Lineage: Eukaryota; Metazoa; Chordata; Aves; Passeriformes; Passeridae.